UCUGCUAUGAAAUGAAUGGUAAAACGAUUGUCACUAUUGUCAGAUUGGAUUGUCAACUGACAAAUUCACAUAAAAAAUUUAAAUUGGCAGUCAAAAUCAAAAUAGAAUAAAAUUUUUGCUAUUCAUGCAUUAUAUUUCAAAAAUCUUAAAGCACAGGAAGCUAUUUCUUUACCAUAUCCAGAAAAGUAUGUCAUUCAGUUAUCCAGAUGUUCAAAGAGAUGAAACAGUCAAAGACAACUACUUCGGAACAGAGGUGUCAGAUCCCUACAGAUGGUUAGAAGACCCAGAUUCUGAAGAAUCUAAAGCUUUUGUGGAUGCUCAAAAUGCAAUUACUAGACCAUUCAUAGAUGCUUGUCCCUACAAGGAACAAAUCAAGAACAAAAUCACCAAUCUCUGGAACUACCCCAAAGUGUCUACACCAUACCAUCAUGGUGAUAAAUACUACCAGUACAGGAAUACUGGUUUACAAAAUCAAAGUGUGAUAUAUGUUCAAGAUGAUUUAACUAGUGAAGGAAAUGUGUUUCUUGAUCCAAAUACUUUCUCUGAAGAUGGCACAGUUGCUUUAUCUGGAACAGCAUUUUCUGAAGAUGGUGGAAUAUUUGCUUAUGGCCUGAGUGCAAGUGGGUCAGACUGGAUAGAAAUCAAAUUUCGGGAUGUCAAAACAGGAAAAGAUUAUGAGGAAGUUUUGAAGAAAGUCAAGUACUCUCCAAUGACCUGGAUGCAUGAUAAUAAAGGUUUUUUCUAUGGGGGAUAUUUGCUGCAAACUGGAAAAACUGAUGGUUCAGAAACUAAAUCAAGUGAGAACCAAAAGUUGUAUUACCACAGAUUAGGCACAGAACAAUCUGAAGAUGUUAUGACUGUGGAGUUUGAUGAUCUCCAGCUCAGAAUGGGCGCUCAAGUGAGUCAUUGUGGUAAUUACUUGAUAGUAACACCUAUAAAAGGUUGUAAAAACAAUUUGUUAUAUUUCACAAAACUAGAAACCACUGGUAGAAUCUAUAAGAAACUUGAUUUGACACCAAUAGUGACGGAAUUUGAGGCUGAUUAUGAAUAUGUAACAAAUACUGGUACAAAGUUUGUUUUUCGAACAAACAAGAAUGCAUCAAAUUAUAGAUUGAUAGUUAUUGAUUUAGAAGAUCCAUCUGAAACCAAAUGGGUAGAUCUAAUACCAGAGCAUCCCAAAGAUGUCCUUGAUUGGGCACAUAUCAUCAACACCAAUAUGAUUGUCCUUUGCUACCUCAAAGAUGUUAAGAAUAUUAUGGCUAUUCAUGAUUUGACUAGUGGUAAGAAAAUUCAUGAUUUUAAGCUGGAUGUCGGAACAAUAUCGGCAAUUUCCGGUAAACGUUACCAUAAAGAAAUGUUCUACAGUUUCUGCUCAUUCUUAACGCCAAAUAUUAUUCAUAGGGUCAAUUUUGAUAAUGAAACUAUUAGAGAAACAGUAUUUCAUGAAACUAAAGUUGGGAAUCUGGAUUCAUCCAACUAUGAGACAAAACAAGUAUUUUAUAAAAGCAAAGAUGGAACUGAUAUUCCCAUGUUUAUAGUCAGCAAAAAGGGAAUGGUGAAGGAUGGAUCUAAACCUUGCCUGUUGUAUGGAUAUGGUGGCUUCAAUGUCAAUUUGACACCUUCAUUUGGAGUCAGCAGAUUGAUUUUCAUCAAUAAUUUUGAUGGAAUUUUUGCUCUAGCAAAUAUUCGUGGGGGCGGUGAAUAUGGUGAUUAUUGGCACAACGGAGGUAGAUUUGAGAAGAAACAAAAUUGUUUUGAUGAUUUUCAACACGCGGCGAAAUACCUCGUGAAAGAGAAAUACACAACUGUCGGAAAACUAACAAUUCAAGGAGGCUCUAAUGGGGGACUUCUGGUAGCCGCUUGUAUCAAUCAAACGCCAGAAUUAUUUGGCGCUGCAAUAUGUCAAGUCGGAGUCUUAGAUAUGUUACGUUAUCACAAAUUUACUAUUGGCUAUGCUUGGAAAUCAGACUAUGGAUGUUCAGAAGAAGAGGACCAGUUUGAGUAUUUGUAUAAAUACUCACCAUUACAUAAUAUCCAAAUACCCAAAGAGGGGCAGUAUCCAGCGACCCUGCUUUUGACAGCUGAUCAUGAUGAUAGGGUGGUACCACUACACUCAUUGAAAUUCAUCUCGGAGUUGCAGUAUAGAGUCGGAAAAGCACCGUCACAGAAAAAUCCCUUGCUAAUCCGUAUCGAGACUAGAGCUGGGCAUGGAGCUGGGAAACCUACCUCGAAAAUUAUCGAAGAAAUCACCGAUUAUUUUUGUUUCAUCUCCAGAACUUUGUCUCUGAAAUUUGUCAAUUAGCAUUCAGGUAUUUUGAGGCAAUUUAUUUUGUGAAAAUUUUCUGAAAGCAUAAGAUUUAGGCAUCGAUAAAUGUUUUUGCGGUUUGGAGAAAAUCAAUCAACUGUUCACCAUUGGUGAAUUUGUUAUUAUUAGAGAUACAACAUUACUUAGCAAACAAUCAAUUUUUUAAAGCUUUUUCAGUGAAAAAAAAAUUGGGCAUCACGUUUCGGAAUUGUGUACGAAUAUUUCCGAUUCUUUUUAUAAAUUUUUUUCUUGGAAUUUUAGAUAACAAAAAGGAAUUUUCUUCUAGUUAAAAAUGCUGAUAGUUUGGUAAUUCAAUGUCUGGGGACACUUGUAUUUUUAAAUUUCUACAGAAUAUGACCUUGAAAGAACAAUAACAAAUAAUGCGCGGUUUUGUUGUAUCGAUUUUUAUGCAAUGCUAGCAAAAUUUCCUCAAAUCAAAUGUCGUUCAAUCAUCGAAUAUUCAUACAUACCAGAUAGCCAAAAGUUACAGGGGUGGCUCAGUUCUCAUUGCCACCCGGUAUAUAUCCCAUACAGAAUUCUAUUUGAUGAAUUUUUAUACCAUGUUCAUAAUUUCUAGAACCAAUCAUCAUUGGAAAGAUUGAGAAUAUAAUUAUAAUUGAUUUUAUACAUCCCCAAUUUCAUCAAUGAUUCAACAAAUUUAUGGAAUGGGUGAUCAUCAUGAUAUACAAGAAAUAUUUAUUGACAUUCAACAAAGCUAUUCAAUGAUAAUGUAUCAUUCAGCACCAGUGAUAUCCAAAGUAUGUAGAUAAAAAUUAAUUUCUAAUUGGUUGAGACCAGUCCUUGAUGAUAAAUCUUAUUAAAUUGAUUACAUUUACUGUUAUAUCGAAUCAUAUUUCACGUUUUAAUUGAAGAACUGAUAUUCAUUAUUUUUGUAACAUCUAUAAUCAUAUUUUAUUAAUUCAAUGUAUAUAAAUAUUUCAAUUUUGAACAUUAAUUGAUUAUCUGUUUUAUGUUAAUUAUUUGUUUUGUAUAUACGGGAAGAUUUCAGUAAAGGUAGAAUGCAGCACC
Molecule: messenger RNA, 3334 nt
Organism: Phaedon cochleariae (mustard beetle)
Lineage: Eukaryota; Metazoa; Arthropoda; Insecta; Coleoptera; Chrysomelidae
Source: the annotation of a GenBank genome assembly